Colletotrichum fioriniae is the source of this 3492-nucleotide messenger RNA. RefSeq lists its product as uncharacterized. Gene Ontology annotation, biological process: DNA repair; proteasome-mediated ubiquitin-dependent protein catabolic process. NCBI's taxonomy places the organism in Eukaryota, Fungi, Ascomycota, Sordariomycetes, Glomerellales, Glomerellaceae. Gene Ontology annotation, cellular component: site of double-strand break; nucleus. Gene Ontology annotation, molecular function: protein binding; nucleic acid binding. The record is from RefSeq and is a predicted model, not a curated record.
AUGUCGUACAUCGCGCCCAUCCAUAGACCAAGCAGCAUACGCCAAGCCAUCAGAAUACGGCUGUCAGAGGAAGAUGAAAGCGAGAGCUUGGUGGUAGCGCGAUCAAACAGACUCGAAGUAUGGCGCAUCACGCCCACCGAUAUGUACUUGCUCGGCUCUGCCGCAGUCUACGGCACCAUCCUUCUCCUCCAGCGGCUGCGACCCAGGGACAGCAAAACCGAUCUGCUCUUCGUCGGUACCGAUCGAUUCCAAUACUUCACGGCCAGAUGGGACUCUGCCACCCAGAGGCUACACACGGAGCAGGUCGUCGAGGAUACCGCCGAGCCUCACAUGCGCGAAGCUCAGAGCCAGGACAAGUGCCUGGUCGAUCCGACAGGCAGGUUCAUGGCUAUGCACCUAUGGGAGGGUGUAAUGAACGUCAUGCGCUUGGGAACUAGGAAAGGACAGCUCGCUCGCCUUGACGAUGCAUGGGAACAAGUCCGCCUCUCCGAGCUUUUCAUGAAGGCGAGCAUCUUUGUGCCCACCGAGACUGGUCAUCCCACCGUCGCCUUCUUAUACCAGUCCAAGAUCGAUAAAGAGGACGCGCGACUCGCCAUAUACAGACUCAUGACGGACGAUAAGAACACAGCUGUCUCGAGGUUCGACCCAGAACGCAAUAGAGAUCUCGACAUUGAGAUCAAGGACCCUUAUGCCCGUAUCCUCAUUCCCGUGAACAUCAUCGAGGAUGAAGUUAAGCGAUACCACAAAAGAGACACUUCAGCGGCCAAGGCACAACUGGGUGGCUUGAUUGUCGUUGGCGAAACUCUGCUGGUUUACGUCGAUACCCUGACGCAGUCUGUCGUGGAAAGUCCAAUGGCUAGUCCCGCCAUAUUUGUGGCAUGGGCUGCCUAUGAUGACACAAACUUUUUCCUUUCUGAUGACUAUGGCAAUCUCCACCUUCUGACGAUUGAGACCGAGGGUGUUGUUGUUCUCGGCAUGACCGUUAGGACACUUGGAGUAACGUCUCGCGCGUCGUGUCUAGUGUAUAUGGGAGACGGCAUGCUUUUCUUGGGCUCACACUACGGCGACUCGCAACUACUACAGGUGGAUCUCGAAGAAUUGUCGACGAAGCUUGUGCAGACCAUUCCCAACAUUGCGCCCAUUCUCGACUUCGCCAUUAUGGAUUUGGGGAACGCUGGAGACAGCCAGGUUGGCAACGCCUUCUCGUCAGGCCAAGCUCGCAUCGUCGCCGGCUGUGGUGUUCAUCAAAACGGCAGUUUGAGGAGUAUUCGAAGCAGUGUCGGACUGGAAGACAUUGGUGUUCUGGAAGACUUGCAGGAUGCCCGAGGUCUCUUCAGCCUUCAGUCGCACGGCUCUGAAAAAGUUGACUCGCUCGUGGUUUCUUUCAUGACGGAGACUAGAGUUUUCAGCUUUGAUGCCGAGGGUGGCAUUGAGGAAGUGUUUGAGUUUCAUGGGCUCACCUUGGACCAGCCUACUUUGAUCGCAAAAACAUUGCCCAAUGGUCAAUUACUCCAGGUCACCGCAGUGACUGUAACUCUGCUUGAUCUUGAGAGCGGUGUUACUCUGAACAGUUGGUCAGUGCCAGAUGGCAAGACCAUUGUCAAUGCAUCCGCCAACAGCAAGUGGGUAUUGCUGUCUCUUAACGGCACCUCUCUGGUGUCAUUGAACUUGGUCGAUAACCUGGCAGCUCAUGAGCAAGUCUUGGGCCGCGGCGUUGGGGGCGAGGAGGACCAGAUUUCUUGCGUACAUGCAGCCAGCGAUCUCGACCAUAUCGGCGUGGUAGGUUUCUGGGCAACGGGUUCCGUGUCCAUCAUUGACCUCCGCACGCUCAACGCCCUUCAAGGUGAAACCAUCAAGCAAACGGAUGACAGUGUCUCGGUUCCUAGAGACAUGGUUCUCGUGCAAUUACAUCCACCACACCUUCUCGGCCCGACGCUGUUUGUCGCUAUGGAAGAUGGCCAGGUUGUGUCGUUCAAUGUCUCGAAAGAAGACUUUUCCUUGUCAACUCGCAAGAGCGUCACCCUGGGUAGUAAACAAGCUGGGCUGCACGUUCUUCCAAGACCGGACAACGAAGGCAUUAGCAAUGUGUUUGCUACUACCGAGCACUCUAGUCUGAUCUACAGCUCAGAAGGAAGAAUCAUCUACUCUGCGGCAACUGCAGAAGACGUCACAUACAUCGCGCCCUUCGACUCUGAAGCGUUCCCAGAUGCCAUCUUCCUCGCCACGGAUCGUAACAUACGGAUCGCCCACAUCGAUGCCGAAAGGAGAACGCAUGUCAACCCCCUUCCUCUACGCGAGACUGUUCGAAGGGUGGCCUAUUCGCCAGCGCUCCGUGCUUUUGGGAUAGGUACCAUCCGUAGGGAACUCAUCAAUAAUGAAGAAGCGGUAUCAAGCUCGUUCCAGCUGGUCGACGAGGUGGUUCUUGGCGUAGUUGGUAAGGCAUUCCAUCUGGAUGGCUCCACGUCAGCCGAGAUGGUCGAAAGUGUCAUCAGAGCAGAGUUGCCCGACAGUAUGGGGCAGCCUGCUGAACGAUUCAUUAUCGGAACAAGUUACCUGGCAGACCCAGAAGUUGAUGAGAACAGCGAUAUCAAGGGUCGGAUUCUGGUGUUGGGUGUUGAUUCUGACAAGAAUCCCUACUUGAUUGUCAGCCACGCGCUGAAGGGUGCUUGUCGAAGUCUUGGAGUGAUGGGCGAAAAGAUUGUUGCUGGGUUAAGCAAGACGGUAGUUGUCUACGAUUACGCUGAAGAGUCGAGCACGUCUGGAGCACUCCGCAAGCUGGCUACUUUCCGCCCUUCAACAUUCCCUGUUGACAUUGAUGUCAAUGGGAACAUGAUUGGCGUCGCUGAUCUCAUGCAGUCGAUGACCUUGAUCGAGUUCAUCCCAGCACAAGAUGGAGACAAAGCGAAGCUUGUAGAGCGCGCUCGUCACUUUCAGUACAUCUGGGCCACGUCGGUAUGCCACCUGGAAGAGCAUUCGUGGCUCGAGUCCGAUGCGCAGGGCAACCUCAUGGUACUCCGGAGGAAUCCCGAUGCGCCGACAGAACAUGAUCAGAAGCAGAUGGAAGUUAUUAGUGAAUUCCACCUGGGAGAGCAAGUGAACAAGAUCCGCUCACUCGACAUUGUUCCGAAUGAGAACGACCCGAUCGUGCCAAAGGCGUUCCUCGCAACAGUUGAGGGAUCAGUGUAUGUCUUUGCAGAUAUUAGGCCAGAGCAUCAAAGUCUACUGCUGCAAUUCCAGGAGAACUUGGCCGGAGUGGUGAAGACACUAGGUCAAGCUGACAAUGCGCCUGGCGCCGGGCUCUCAUUCAUGUCAUGGCGAGGUUUUCGGAACGCGAAGCGCGCGGCAGAUGCGCCCUUCCGCUUUGUCGAUGGGGAGCUGAUUGAGCGUUUCUUAGACUUGGAUGAGGCUAAACAGGAGGCUGUCGUUGCAGGACUUGGGCCGACAGUUGAGAACAUGCGCAACUUGGUGGAAGAGUUGAAGCGCAUGCAUUAA